Anolis carolinensis (green anole) is the source of this 6769-nucleotide messenger RNA. It is a transcript of the gene sin3a, whose product is annotated as SIN3 transcription regulator family member A. Lineage: Eukaryota; Metazoa; Chordata; Lepidosauria; Squamata; Anolidae. The coding region runs from base 173 to 4039 and encodes 1288 amino acids. Gene Ontology annotation, biological process: negative regulation of transcription by RNA polymerase II. The record is from RefSeq and is a predicted model, not a curated record. Gene Ontology annotation, cellular component: Sin3-type complex; chromatin. The transcript is spliced from 21 exons. Gene Ontology annotation, molecular function: transcription corepressor activity.
GGCUCGGCCUGGGCCUCGUGCUCCUGCCUCGGCGGCGAAGGCGAGCGGAGGCCGCUGCUUCGUUCCUCCCGCCUCGUUCGCCCUCCUGAGGCGAAGGGAGCCGCGAGAGAGGAGGGGCCCGGAGGACGCGGAGACCGAGAUAUUGUAGAGCGUUCCUGAGCAUGAAUUCAGCAUGAAGCGGCGCUUGGAUGAACAGGAGUCGCCUGUCUAUGCGUCGCAGCAGAGGCGCAUCGCCAGCAACACGGAGCCCUUCCAACACCAGCACCGGGUCCUCGCUCCAGCGCCGCCCGUCUAUGAGUCCGUCUCGGAGACCAUGCAGUCGGCCACGGGGAUCCAGUACUCGGUCACCCCGAGCUACCAGGUAUCCGCCGUGACGCAGAGCUCCAGCAGCCACGGCCCCGCUCUGGCCGCAGUCCACAGUGGGCACCACCACCCCACGCCGGUCCAGCCCCACGGGAGCCAAGUGGUGCAGAGCCACGCUCACCCAACGCCCCCAGCGGCCCCAGUCCAGGGGCAACAGCAGUUCCAGAGGCUCAAGGUGGAAGAUGCCCUCUCUUACCUUGACCAAGUGAAGUUGCAGUUUGGUAGCCAGCCUCAAGUUUACAACGACUUCUUGGACAUAAUGAAGGAGUUCAAAUCUCAAAGCAUCGACACUCCGGGGGUGAUCAGCCGCGUCUCCCAGCUCUUCAAGGGCCACCCCGACCUGAUCAUGGGCUUCAACACUUUUCUUCCCCCCGGCUACAAAAUCGAAGUGCAGACAAACGACAUGGUGAACGUGACCACGCCGGGGCAGGUCCACCAGAUCCCGGCCCACGGCCUGCAGCCCCAGCCGGCCCCGCAGCCGGCCCAUCCGUCUCAGCCCACGGCACAGUCUGUCCCGACCCCAGCGCAGCCGGCACCCCAGCCGCCUCCGGCCAAGAUCAGCAAGCCUUCCCAGCUGCAGGCGCAUACGCCGAACAGUCAACAGACCCCUCCGAUCCCUUACGCGUCCCCACGCUCCCCACCCGUGCAGCCGCACACGCCGGUGGCCAUCUCCCUCGGAACCACGCCGUCCCUCCAGAACAACCAGCCGGUGGAGUUCAACCACGCCAUCAACUACGUCAACAAGAUCAAGAACCGCUUCCAGGGGCAGCCAGAUAUCUACAAGGCCUUCUUGGAGAUCCUUCACACCUAUCAGAAAGAGCAGCGAAAUGCCAAGGAGGCAGGCGGCAACUACACGCCGGCCUUGACCGAGCAGGAGGUCUACGCCCAAGUGGCCCGCCUCUUCAAGAACCAGGAAGACCUGCUCUCUGAAUUCGGACAGUUCCUGCCCGAUGCAAACAGCUCCGUGCUCCUGAGCAAGACGACUGCAGAGAAAGUGGAGUCAGUCAGGAACGACCACGGGGGCACUGUGAAAAAGCCGCAGCUGAACAGCAAGCAGCAGAGACCGAACCAGAACGGCUGCCAGAUCCGGCGACAUGCCACGGCCGGGACCACUCCUCCGGUGAAGAAGAAACCAAAGCUCCUUAAUUUGAAGGACCCAUCGGUGGUAGAAGCCGGUAAACAUGGGACAGAGUCUCUCUUUUUUGACAAGGUCCGGAAGGCCCUGCGCAGCACAGAAGCCUAUGAGAAUUUCCUCCGUUGCCUGGUCAUUUUCAAUCAGGAGGUGAUCUCCCGGGCCGAACUUGUUCAGCUAGUAUCUCCAUUUUUGGGGAAAUUCCCAGAGCUGUUCACUUGGUUUAAGAACUUCCUGGGCUACAAAGAGUCUUCCCACUUGGAGUCGUUUCCUAAGGAGCGGGCCACGGAAGGCAUCGCGAUGGAGAUCGACUACGCUUCCUGCAAGAGGCUGGGCUCCAGCUACCGGGCCUUGCCCAAGAGUUACCAGCAGCCCAAAUGCACGGGCCGGACUCCGCUGUGUAAGGAGGUGCUCAAUGACACUUGGGUUUCCUUUCCAUCCUGGUCCGAAGACUCGACGUUUGUGAGCUCCAAGAAGACCCAGUACGAAGAGCAUAUUUACCGCUGUGAAGAUGAACGGUUUGAGCUGGACGUUGUCUUGGAGACCAACCUGGCCACCAUCCGGGUCCUGGAGACGAUACAGAAGAAGCUCUCCCGCUUAUCGGCAGAGGAGCAAGCCAAGUUCCGGCUGGACAACACCUUAGGGGGCUCCUCGGAGGUCAUCCACCGCAAGGCCUUGCAGAGGAUAUAUGCCGACAAGGCGGCCGACAUCAUCGACGGCCUCCGGAAGAACCCCGCCAUUGCCGUCCCCAUUGUGCUGAAGAGGUUAAAAAUGAAAGAAGAAGAGUGGAGAGAAGCCCAGAGAGGGUUCAACAAAGUCUGGCGGGAACAGAACGAGAAGUACUACCUGAAGUCCCUCGACCACCAAGGCAUCAACUUCAAGCAGAACGACACCAAGGUCCUGAGAUCCAAAAGCCUUCUCAGCGAGAUUGAGACCAUUUACGACGAGAGGCAGGAGCAGACUUCCGAGGACAACGGCGGCCCGCACCUUUCGCUGGCCUAUGAAGACAAGCAGAUCCUGGACGACGCGGCCUCGCUCAUCAUCCACCACGUCAAGCGCCAGACCGGCAUCCAGAAAGAGGACAAGUACAAGAUCAAGCAGAUCAUGUACCACUUCAUCCCGGACCUGCUCUUUGCUCAGCGGGGGGAGCUCUCCGACGUGGAGGAGGAGGAAGAGGAGGAGAUGGACGUGGAGGAGGGCGGCGGGGGGUCGGGCCCCGUGAAGAAGCACAACGGGGUGGGCGGGAGCAGCCCCCCCAAGGCCAAGCUGCUCUUCGGCAACACGGCGGCCCAGAAGCUGCGCAACCUGGACGAGGCCUACAACCUCUUCUACGUCAACAACAACUGGUACAUCUUCCUGCGCCUGCACCAGAUCCUGUGCCUGCGCCUGCUCCGGAUCUACACCCAGGCCGAGCGGCAGAUCGAGGAGGAGAGCCGGGAGAGGGAGUGGGAGCGGGAAGUGCUGGGCCUCAAGCGAGACAAGGGCGACAGCCCCGCCAUCCAGCUGCGCCUCAAGGACCCCAGGUCCUUCUUGUCUUUCCCGUUUCUAGUGGACAUCGACGUGGAAGACUAUUACCCGGCGUUCUUAGACAUGGUGCGGAACCUGCUGGACGGCAACAUGGACUCUUCCCAGUAUGAGGAUUCCCUCCGGGAGAUGUUUACCAUUCAUGCCUACAUUGCCUUUACCAUGGACAAACUGAUCCAGAGCAUCGUCAGACAGCUCCAGCACAUCGUGAGCGACGAGAUCUGCGUCCAGGUGACGGAGCUCUACCUGUCGGAGAGCAAUUGCGGGGCCACCGGAGGCCUGCUCUCCUCCCAGGCGUCCCGGUCCCUCGCGGAGACGGCCUACCAGCGCAAAGCGGAGCAGCUCAUGCAGGACGAAAACUGCUUUAAGCUGAUGUUCAUUCAGAGCCGAGGCCACGUCCAGUUAACCAUUGAGCUGCUCGACACCGAAGAAGAAAACUCCGACGACCCUGUUGAAGCCGAGCGCUGGACCGACUAUGUGGAUCGGUACGUCAACUCCGAUUCGACCUCUCCUGAACUGCGGGAGCAGCUGGCCCAGAAGCCUGUUUUUUUGCCAAGGGGCUCUCUGCUUUCCAGGAACCUGCGGCGGAUCCGCAAGUGCCAGCGCGGGCGGGAGCAGCAGCAGGAGAAGGACGGGAAGGAGGGCCCCGGCAAGAAGCCCCUGGAGAACGUGGAGAGCCUGGACAAGCUGGAGUGCAAGUUCAAGCUCAACUCCUACAAGAUGGUCUAUGUCAUCAAGUCGGAGGACUACAUGUACCGGAGGACCGCUCUGCUGCGCGCCCACCAGUCGCACGAACGGGUGAGCAAGCGUCUGCACCAGCGCUUCCAGGCCUGGGUCGACCGAUGGACCAAGGAGCACGUGACCCGCGAGAUGGCGGCCGAGACGAACAAGUGGCUGAUGGGCGAGGGCCUGGAGGGCCUGGUCCCUUGCACCACCACCUGCAACGCCGAGGACCUGCACUUUGUCAGCAUCAACAAGUACCGCGUCAAGUACGGCGCCACAAUAUUCAAGACUCCCUAAACAAACAGAAAACGAAACCCUCUGCCGGGGAGAACAACGCCAGAGCUGUGGGGGAUGUGUGUGUGUCUGUUGUGUGUGUGUUUGCGCACAUCGAGGGAGCGAGGCACCCGACUCCUCCUCCUCCGCAUAACUCCGUAGUUGAGGGAGACGCCGGCCCCGAGGAACCCCGAGGAACCCAGCUCAUGGCGCACGUUGUGGGUAGCGGUGCAGACAACCAGCCCUGCCUUGACACACCAGCAGCAUAUUCUCUGACGCCGAGGACUUUGAGAUCGUGGUGCAUUUGGAACCCUCCUCGUUCCCUCUUUCUGGGAGCGCUUUGAAACAGCCCGACGACAUCGAGAUUUGGUGCAUUUAAAAUCCUCUUCCUUCCCCACAAAAAGGAGAAGAAAAAAGUCCUAGAGCCAGAGUAUCUUUGGGAUCUUUAGUUCUGUUUUGCAACAAGAGUUUCUGAAAUCUUCCAUCCGUCUCGACUUCGGAAAAAUCCCAGCUCCUUUCUGAGUCCGGACGCGUCUCCGUCUCUCUCUUCCAGGUCUCUCCCGGUGACUUACGUAAACCACCUAAACUACGUAAACAACCUGUCCUUCCUUUAGUGCCAGUGGAAACUUAUUUUAUCCAUUUGGGUUUUCAUUUUUUAUUAUUAUUAUUGUUUUGGUACCUGCUUGUUUACUAGUCUCUUUUUAGUGCCACGCACCAGCUUUUCCGCACGGAAACACAUUCAGUUACGUCACAAAACACAAAAACGUGCAGUUCCCGUUCCAGGCAAACCUUGUCCUUUCACAACAAAUUUCAACUGUUUUAUUUCUCUUCCCUCGGCCACUUCCUCUCUUUAUUUUUUUUUGUAAAUAAAUGUACAUAUUUGUCAAUGUUUUUUUUUCUAUUAAAGACAGAAAAAAGGUAUGCUUGAUGUGCUAGGAGAUCUAGCUUCAUAGUCGUACCCAGUUUGGCUUCAGGGUUUAGGGCGAGGAGCGGCAGCAGCGGCGUGGCAUUUUAUUACACUUUCUACUACCAAAGGGAGUUGUUAUCAUUGUAGUGCUUUGUGGGGAAAAAAAUAUUGUUUUCUUUUGUAAAAAAAAUUGAAACAAAAAAAUAAUAAUAAUACAUCUUGGUUCUUGACUCGAGGAGAUUCGCAAUGGGAAAGAUAGAAGCGCGCGGGAGUGUUUGUGUGAAUAAGAGAAAGUAUGUGGAAGUGCAUUAUGAUUUGUAAUGUCUUUUUUUAUUUCAAGCAGUUUGUUUGAUAUAUGAAUAUGUAUUAUAUAUACUUUACUUUAUUUCGUUUUUUUUUCCUUUUUUUAAAAGUGGGUAGCUUUCUACCCACGUCUUACUAGUCUUCCGGCUCGGAGAAUGCGCACUUUUGGGAAGUGCUGCCGAGCUGUCUGUUUUGGGGCCUCGUCCCGUUUUGUCGCUUGAUUAUGCGCGUUUCUUCUUCUCAGUGCGUCAAUACCAAACCAGUAUUCGGCAGAGAGAGCUGCUUUCGGGCGCGGAUGUUUCACAUUUGUGUGCGAAUGCGGCGAGGGAAAGCCGGGCCGUGGAAACGGAAAGAGAGACGGCGAUCUCUCCCCGUGCCGAAAAGCAGGGAUGUCUAUAUAUAUAUUUUUUAGAAAGCUCACCGCGUCGGAUGUGUAAAGACAGAUAAUCGGAGCCUCUUUUUCCAAGGCAAGAUAAUCGGUCGGGAGUCUUGUCUCCCUUUACGGAUUUUUCUUCUUUUUUUGUUGUGGAUACGAAAGUUGUCCUUCUCUGCGGAGACACAAAGUUAACAAGGAGGGUAGAUAUAAAAAUGUUUAAAAAUAAACAAAGUAUAGGAGAAAACAUUUACCAUAUUCAGUUGAAAGCCAGACCCAAAUACUUUUCAAACACUUUUAUCACUAUGAUAACUACCUAGAUUUCAGUGGGGACUAUGGUGAGAACUAGUAUUUGGGUCUGGCUUUCAACUGAAUAUGGUAAAUGUUUUCUCCUAUACUUUGUUUAUUUUUAAUUCCAAAACGUACUGAACUUUUUGGAUAACCCUCAUAUAUAUAUAUAUAUAUAUGGCGCUCGCUGGGUCAACCCGGACUCGCUAAUUUAAAUUCUCAGAAAUAGCAUCAACACGGUUGACGGGGAAAAAUAUCAGAAAGAGGAAACGGGAGGGAAACGUGAGAUGGGAAGUUCAGACAGUAUACCAGCAAUAAACUUAACGUAUUCCCAAGUUGUCGCCCUAUUGUUAACAAAACCGGGGCAUUAAUGACACGGCUGUUGUGUCCCUCGCUUCUCCUUCCGUCGACAUCCUCCUCUUGUGUGUCUUCAAAUACCGAUCUAUUUUCAAAGUCCAUAAACGCCAAGUUGGGAAAACACAACGGCAGCUUCGAUGCCUUUUCCCCAGGCAAAACAGGACAGGAAAACGGGGUGAAGGCAUUCGACUACUUUUCGUACCGGGUCGGGGUCCGGCUCUUUCUUUGGUCCCAGCAGGGUUUUGCAAUGUCUCUGCCUCUCCUCCUUCCCCGAAAUCCUGAUGUCUGACAUCGGAGCUCCAAGCUCCCACCCUGGCCUGUACAAAUAGCGGGAGGGGGGCAAAGAAAGGAAGCUUUUCCUGACUUUAAAACUGCUUUUUGUAUUCCUUGUAAUGUGCUUCUUUUUUCUUCCUUCCUUCCUUUCUUUUCCUUUUUUUGCCACCUAUUUCAUGUGAUGAUGAUUUCUUAUACAGAUGUUGUAAACUUUUGACUGUAGUGCAGUAUUUCCAUUAAAAUAUCAGGGCUA